AAGUCAGCCAUGACAGCGCCCACAGGCUAUGCCACUGUUCUUCCCUUCUAGUGUCAGUCUUUACUGCCCUUCUGGAAUUCUCUUUACCCACAAUCCCCCAAACAGAUAAGGAAGUGCAAUGGCUCGUGGGAAAACACUAUAAAAGCCAAGUCUGGAUGGAAAUGAGAUGAGCAGACCGCGACUACGCUUUUUUUUUUUUUUUUUUUUUGCUGUUGCGGUUUGCUCUGCAACCUGUGGUACUACAGCGCUCAUCGGGGCCAUGCUGGGAGUUGUAGCUGAAGGUUGAAAAACCUGAAAAGUGAUGUGCCUGGCUUCCUUAAGGUGACCGCACCCGCCUGCAGGGGGGAGGCUCCUUUAAGAAGCACACCUGGCCUGUACCUGAGCCGGUGACGUAGGACAGGUGCACACACAGGAAGAGGAAGGUGGCAGCCAUUAGGGAGCUGACACAGUGGCAGUCACUUCCUAGCAGCUCGGUCCCCUUCCUCCGUAUUACACGCACAAGUGUCACCAUGUCUGCCUCUGCCGUCUUCGUCCUGGACCUGAAGGGAAAGCCGCUCAUCUGCCGCAAUUACAAGGGGGACAUCAACAUGGCGGAGAUCGAUCAUUUUAUGCCGCUGAUCGUCCAAAGGGAGGAAGAAGGCAACCUGACGCCGCUUCUCAUCCACGGGAAAGUCCACUUCUUGUGGAUCAAGCACAGCAACCUGUACCUGGUUGCAUUAACCAAUAAGAACGCGAAUGCAGCUCUGGUCUACUCCUUCCUGUAUAGAGUUGUAGAGGUUUUUACUGAGUACUUUAAGGAGUUGGAAGAAGAAAGCAUCCGUGACAACUUCGUCAUUGUCUAUGAGCUGCUGGAUGAGGUGAUGGAUUUUGGGUUUCCUCAGACCACAGAAAGCAAAAUUCUGCAAGAAUACAUCACACAACAAGGCAAUAAACUGGAAACUGCCAAGUCUCGAGUUCCCACCACUGUGACAAAUGCAGUGUCCUGGAGGUCUGAGGGACUCAAGUACAAGAAGAACGAGGUCUUCAUAGAUGUAAUUGAGUCUGUCAACUUGCUGGUGAACACUAAUGGCAGUGUUCUACUGAGCGAGAUAGUGGGAAGCGUGAAACUCAAAGUCUUCCUAUCGGGGAUGCCGGAGCUGAGGCUUGGAUUGAACGAUAGGGUCCUCUUCGAGCUAACAGGACGUAAUAAGAAUAAGACCGUGGAGCUUGAAGAUGUGAAAUUCCACCAGUGCGUCCGUCUUUCCCGUUUUGAGAAUGAUCGCACCAUCUCGUUUAUACCUCCAGAUGGCGAUUUUGAGCUGAUGUCUUACCGUCUGAAUACGCAGGUCAAACCUCUGAUUUGGAUCGAAUCCGUCAUAGAGAAAUUCAGCCACAGUCGACUGGAAAUCAUGGUGAAGGCAAAGGGUCAGUUUAAGAAACAAUCUGUGGCAAACAACGUGGAGAUUUCAGUUCCUGUUCCAAGUGAUGCAGAUUCUCCAAAAUUUAAGACCAGCGUGGGCAAUGCUAAAUAUGUUCCUGAGAGGAAUGUGGUCGUGUGGACCAUCAAGUCAUUUCCGGGAGGGAAGGAGUACCUGAUGAGGGCGCACUUUGGACUACCCAGCGUGGAGACAGAAGAUCUUGAAGGAAAACCUCCAAUCAGCGUCAAGUUCGAAAUUCCUUAUUUCACAGUCUCUGGAAUCCAAGUUCGUUACAUGAAGAUAAUUGAAAAAAGUGGAUACCAAGCGCUUCCAUGGGUCAGAUACAUAACCCAAAGUGGAGAUUACCAGCUCCGCACAAACUGAAUGCAGCCGAGAAUCCAUCCGUGUGUGUGUGUGUGUGGAGCUCCUGUCCUACGUUUUCAUGUGGAGAAAGAAGAAUCCUAUUUUUGCUUCCCAUACAGUGUAGAAAACGAGCGCUGAACACUAGAUUGCUACCCGGGCGGCUCUUCUAUUUUAUCGAGUGGCUAUCAUCCUGCAGUAACCGAUCGAGUCCCGAUCGCUCCACCUGUCACCGGGAGGGGUCUGCUCCUUGCUGUGGGCACUUAUGAUGUACAUUUUAGAUGAAUGGUGCCCUCUUCAGGUCACAGUCUGGAAACACAGCCCUUUCCUAAAUUAAAAAAUAAAUAAAAAUAAUAAUAAAAAUCUCUGAGCCAAUGGUCUCCAAUCAGCAGUGAGACUAUAGGCCGGAGAUCACUGCAAUAAGGAAGAUGGAUUUUGUUGAAAUUCUUAUUCCUUUAUUAAAAAUUGAAUAUUAGAUUUUUAUUUUUUUUGUCUUAAAAUAAUUCUACAAAAACCUAAUUAAGUAAUAUUUGCCUUUUUAAACUUGGAAUGAUAUAAUUAUGUUAUUACUUUUAAUAAAUCUUAAAAUUUUGGUAAAGUGA
Molecule: messenger RNA, 2359 nt
Organism: Bufo gargarizans (Asiatic toad)
Lineage: Eukaryota; Metazoa; Chordata; Amphibia; Anura; Bufonidae
Gene: AP1M2
Product: adaptor related protein complex 1 subunit mu 2
Exons: 12
Coding region: 510-1781 (423 amino acids)
Biological process (GO): intracellular protein transport; vesicle-mediated transport
Cellular component (GO): clathrin-coated vesicle; clathrin adaptor complex
Molecular function (GO): clathrin-cargo adaptor activity
Source: RefSeq, a predicted model, not a curated record